This is a messenger RNA of Danio aesculapii, 2464 nucleotides long. RefSeq names its product zinc finger protein 501-like. Gene Ontology annotation, molecular function: RNA polymerase II cis-regulatory region sequence-specific DNA binding; DNA-binding transcription factor activity. The transcript is spliced from 3 exons. The record is from RefSeq and is a predicted model, not a curated record. Lineage: Eukaryota; Metazoa; Chordata; Actinopteri; Cypriniformes; Danionidae. Gene Ontology annotation, biological process: regulation of transcription by RNA polymerase II. Bases 173 to 1453 code for a protein of 426 amino acids.
CGUCAUCAGCCGCGCGCGCUCCCGUGUCUUGUCAGGCGAGAUCUGCUCCUCCUCCUUCAGUUCAGCUAUAAAUACUGGAGUAUUCCCAUCAGUCUACAAGUGAAGACGAGCAUCAGACCAUCAGGAAGAAGUGAAAUCUGAAAGACAGAGUUUAUUGAAGGACAGUGAGAAGAUGAGUGAUCCAGAACCCUGCAGAAUAAAAGAGGAAGAGACUGAAGAGCACAUAGAUCUGAUGGAGAAUGAGGAGAAACUUUGUCAUGUCAGGAAAUCUUUCACCUGCAUUGAGUGCGGAAAGAGUCUGGCAUCUAAACGGAGUCUUUGGGUUCACAUGAGGAUUCACACCGGAGAGAAACCAUUCAUAUGUUCUCAGUGUGGGAGGAGUUUCAGAGACUCGUCAUAUCUUAAUCAACACGUGCUGACCCACAGAGAAAAAACACACACAUGUGAUCAGUGCAGCAAAACGUUUUUGAAUGCUUCACAACUAAAAAAUCAUCUUAAAGUUCAUACAAAGGAGAAACCUUAUUCAUGUUCUGAGUGUGGAAAGAGCUUUACAUAUCAACAAUAUUUAACACAACAUCAGAAGAUCCACACUGGCGUGAAAGAGUAUGUGUGCUUUAAGUGUGAGAAGACUUUUUUUAGAGCUCAGCAAUUGAAACAACACCAAAGGAUUCACACUGGAGAGAAACCUUACGAGUGUUCACUUUGUGACAAGAGAUUCAGUCAGUCAGGAGAUCUGAAAAUACAUGAGAAGUUUCACACUGGAGAGAUGCUUUAUGAGUGUUCACACUGUGAUAAGAAAUUUGGUCGUUUAGGACAUUUGAAAGCACAUGAGAGGAUUCACACUGGAGAGAAACCUUAUCAGUGUUCACACUGCGACAACAGAUUCAAUCACUUAGGAAGCCUAACAAAACAUGAGAGGACUCACACUGGAGAGAAACCUUAUAAGUGUUCACACUGCGACAAGAGAUUCAGUCUGUCAGGAAACCUGAGAAGGCAUGAAAAGAUUCACAGUGGAGAGAAACCAUACAAGUGUUCACACUGCGACAAGAGAUUCAUUGAAUUAGGAAGCCUGAAAUCACAUGAGAGGAUUCACACUGGAGAGAAACCGUACAAGUGUUCAUACUGUGCCAAGAGGUUCACUGAGUUAGGAAGCCUUAAGUCACAUAAAAGGAUUCACACUGGAGAGAAACCUUACGAGUGUUCACACUGCAACAUGAGAUUCAGCCUGUUAGGAAACCUUAAAAAACACAACAGGAUUCACACUGGAGAGAAACCCUACAAGUGUUCACACUGCAACAAGAGAUUCAAUUUGUUAGCAAACCUGAAACGACACGACAGGAUUCACACUGGAGAGAAACCGUACAAGUGUUCACACUGCAACAUGGGAUUCAGUCUGUCAGGAAACCUAAAAAGACAUGAGAGGAUUCACUCUGGAGGGAAACCUUAUAAUUAAUCACUCUGCAACAUGGGAUUAGGACUUGUUGUCAACCUGAAACUGUCCUGCUGGAUGUACCUCCAACUUGCUUAAACACACUUACCUGAAAGCUUCUAGUAUGACUUAAUUAUCUUUUAAGGUUUAAUUGGGGAUUCAACAUUGGGGAUUGUGUCUCCUCUCCUGUCCCUCAGGUAUAUGCGGUCCCACAGGGCUCUGUUUUAGGACCCCUUCUUUUUUCUCUUAAUUUACUACCUCUUGCGUCUGUAAUUGAGUAAAUAUGGCAUAUGUGGACAAUACCCAGAUCUAUGUCCCAAUUAAAAAGGAUGAGUUUGUCGGACCCUUAAUACAGUGUAUCAAUGGCAUUAAGGCCUGGUUGUCUCAAUUUUUUAAGUGUCAAUGAAAAGAAAAUAGAAAUUAUGGUUUUUGGGGAUAUUACUGGACCUUCUUUGUUUGAAUUGAGUGCUUUAGCCCAGUACAUCAAAUCGGCUAUUUACAAACCUUGGGGUUAAACUUGAGCCAGACUUAAAGUUGAACAGUCUGAUAGGAGCAGUUGUUAAGUCAAGCUUUUUUCAGCUAAGACAGCUGGUGGAAGUAAAGCCAUUUCUCUCAAGGUAACAUUUUGAGACCAUAAUCCAUGCCUUUAUGACCACUCGCCUAGAUUACUGUUAUCCUUUAUAUUUGGGUAUAAGCAGGUCUUCUUUGGCUUGCCUGCAGUUGGUGCAAAAUGAUGCAGCACGUCUUUUUGGACAGGUAGUCGCAAAUUUGAAUAUAUUAUCCGCAUUUUAUCCUCACUUCACUGGCUGCCUGUACAAUAUAAUUCAUUUUAAAAGUCUUUUGUAUGCUUUUAAAUGUAUAAAUGGUUCUGCCACUCCAUUUAUAUCAAAUCUGCUACACCCCUACGUACCUUCUCGCUUUCUUAGAUCAGCUGCUUCUUAGAGUGCCUAAUGCUAAGUGUAAGCUCAGAGGAAUCUUACCAUUUGCUGUGGCUGGUCCCAGAUGAUGGAAUGAUUCACCCCCUUACAUUAGGCA